This is a messenger RNA of Caenorhabditis briggsae, 2307 nucleotides long. NCBI's taxonomy places the organism in Eukaryota, Metazoa, Nematoda, Chromadorea, Rhabditida, Rhabditidae. The record is from RefSeq and is a predicted model, not a curated record. The transcript is spliced from 5 exons. The coding region runs from base 1 to 2307 and encodes 768 amino acids. Gene Ontology annotation, molecular function: RNA binding; zinc ion binding.
AUGCAGCUGAAAGCGAUGGACAAAGCUUUCGUGCCGCAAACAAUGGCUGAUUUAGUGUCAAACAUAACGGCCCGCUCUACGGAUGUCGAAGAUGCGCUAUUUAAUCAAAAAGGAAUGAAAGAGGCUCCAUUCCGAGAUUUGGAUCGAAGUGGAAAGGCAGUUUGUACAAAGAAUAAAACGAAACAAUGCCCAUUUGGUAAUACAUGUCCUCUUCGUCACAUAGAUGGAGAGAAAGCAGUAGUAUGUAAGCACUGGCUGCGUGGACUUUGCAAAAAGGGAGAUCAAUGCGAAUUCCUUCAUGAAUACGAUCUGACGAAGAUGCCAGAAUGCUUCUUCUUCUCGAAAUACAGUGCAUGCAGCAACAGAGAAUGCCCGUUUCGGCAUAUUGACCCAGAAACCAAAUUAAAAGACUGUCCAUGGUAUGAUCGUGGAUUCUGUAGGCAUGGACCAUAUUGCAAACAUCGCCAUCGUCGUCGAGCUGUUUGUCCAAAUUACCUUGCAGGUUUCUGCCCACAGGGUCCAGAUUGUCAAUAUGCGCAUCCAUCAUUCGGGCUUCCUAACUUGGAAAACAUACCUAUCAGUCAUUCUAAGCCAGUCUAUAGCCAAGGUAUCACUUGCCAUAAUUGCCACGAACGAGGGCACAAGGCCACAAGCUGUCCAAGUCUACCAGGACAAAAUCGGCAGUCACAGGAUCAUCAUCAUCGAGUCGACCUAUCGAUGAUACCAGAUAAGAAGAAUCUGUCAGAUGUUACGUGUUAUAAGAUGCCUCGGAAAAGAGGAGCUCCAGCAGAAACAGGCAACCGAUCUCGAGUAACGAGGAGAUCCAAUACUCACACGGCUCCACCUUCAAAAAGAAAACCAUCGCCAGAUUCUGAGGUUGAUUCAGACGAUGAUUACGAAGCAUCUACAUCAACUGCAAGAAAGGGAAAGCGUGGAGGAUCGACUGCGAUUCGUGGAAGAGGAGGAAGCAAGUCAAAAAGAGCAUCACAUCAAAUGAAGGAAGAUGUAGACGAAGAUUUUGAUGAUGAUGAUGAGGAAGAGGAAGAAGAUAAUGGAGCAAAUGAAGCCAGUGAAGAAACGCCAGAAGUUACCCCAAAGAAACAGCCAAAGUCAACAGCAAAAAAUAAAAAGAAAAAAGAAACUCCACCAACGUCUCCAAGUCCAACACCGUCACUUUCCCCAUCUCCCGCUCCCGUGGUAGUUAAACCUGAACCUGCUCCUAGAAGAGGAAGAAAGUCAGUAGCUCCCACUGGAAGGGGAAAGAAAGGUCCAGCUGAGUCGGAAACUAAAAGAAGUGCACCAUCUAGAAGAAAGAAACAAGUGGUAGAAGAUGAUGAGGAAGAAACUCCAGAAGAGAAGAAAUAUCGAGAACGAGCAGAAAGGAAAGCAAGACGAAUAGAAGAAGCCAAGGAUAGGCCAAAAAUGACACUCGAAGAAAAAUUGAUUAAACUGGCAAAGAAAAAAGCGAGGAGAUUACGGAGAAAGGAACAGGAAAAAGAGGAGGCAAUGAGACAGAAAUAUGGAUCGAGAAAAAUUAAAGCCGAAGCGAGCAAAUGGAAUUUCGGACCUAUUUCUUCUAUUAAUCAACGAAGAAGAGAAGAAAUGAUGGUCUAUUUUCCGAAAGCUAAUUUUUCGUCAACUAAUGGAGUACCACCUGGUUACAUCGUUGAUGCAAUAACCAUCAUUGACUGCAUGCACACUUUCUGCAAGAGAUGUCUUUUGAAUUAUUUCGACUCUGACAACAAAACUUGUCCAACGUGUGGGACUUUCAUCCAUGGUUCUCACCCAACCCAUUACGUCACAUAUGAUCGUGCACUCAAUGAUCUCGUAAAUCAAUUUGUGCCCAAAAUGGAGGAUAAUGAGUUAGAAGCGAGGAAGAAAUUGCUAAGAGAUUGCCGAGAAGCGAUCGGAAUAGACACUGCGGCAGAGGAUCGUGAAAGAGCAGAACGACUGGAAAGAGAAAGAGUGACUGGGACAAACAGGUGCUAUCCACUAGAACUGCCUCGUUUCUCACAUCAUCGAGAUGACUGUCAAGUUACUGUGAACCUUCUACCUGGGACUGCUAACCUACCUCUUAUUACUCGUCCAUUCGUUCGUUGUAGUGAAAUGACCACUAUGAAUACAUUGAAAAAAUUCAUCUCUCUUCAAAUAUGGGAUGACCAAAGCAGAUACGGAGAUCUCGAUGUUUUCUGCGAUGGGCAGCUGAUGGGAAAAGAUUUUUCGGUCCGGUUUGUAUGGAUGAUGAAGCGACGUGGUCAGCCCAAGUCCGAGCCUUUGGUUAUCCGAUAUCACAUGACUAGAAGUUGA